CAGUCACAUGUUACAUAAAUGUUCCUUCCUCUAUAAAUACUGCAUGAAUGUUACUUUCACUUGCAGAACUCAGGAUCCCUUAGCCAUGAUCACUUCCUCUUUACAAACCUCCGUGGCAGUGUUUGCCCUAAUAAUUCUGCAUGUCAGUGCUCUGGAUACUUUUAAAGCUGCAGUGUAUGAACAUGCUGUCAUACUGCCAAAUGAUACAAAAACACCUGUUUCUCCGGAUGAGGCCUUGUUCCUCAUGAACAAGAACAUAGAUAUUCUGGAGAAGGCAAUUAAGCAGGCAGCUGAGCAGGGUGCUCAGAUCAUCGUGACCCCAGAAGAUGCACUUUAUGGAUGGAAAUUUACCAGGGAAACCAUUUUCCCUUAUCUGGAGAAUAUCCCAGAUCCUCAGGUGAACUGGAUUCCAUGUCAAGACCCCCGCAGAUUUGGUCAUACACCAGUACAAGCAAGACUCAGCUGCCUGGCCAAGAACAACUCUAUCUAUGUUGUGGCAAAUAUGGGUGACAAAAAACCAUGUAAUUCCAGUCAUACCAGGUGUCCUUCUAAUGGCCAUUAUCAAUACAACACCAACGUGGUGUAUGAUAAAAAGGGAAAGCUGGUGGCACGUUACCAUAAGGUAUGCACAAUGCUGAAAUGCGGAUCUACUAAUUUGGCAACGUGUGGACAGCCAGUAGAAACUGCUCUGACGAGAUUUGAAAUGUUCUCCCUAAGCGGUACAUUUGGAACAGAGUAUGUUUUUCCUGAAGUGCUACUUUCUAAAAUCAAGCUGGCACCUGAAAAAUUUGAGGUACUAGAAGAUGGGCGUUUGGUAAACAAGCAUGGAUCAUCUGAGCCUGUCCUAACAGUGUCACUCUUUGGGAGAUGGUACACCAAGGAUGCACAUUCCAUCUCAGGCGGGACCAGCAACUCAGCAACAACGUACCUGAUGAUACCCACAUUAUUAAUGAUCAUAACCUUGCAGUAUACUGUGAUGGCGUAGAACAUCACUUUAUCAUAGUCAUUGAUUCAUCUCAGAUUUACUAAGAAAUAUUGAAUGACUAGCUCACUAGUAUAGACCAAUUAUUUCCAAAUAUUUUUUCCUCAACAAAAUAAUCAAGGAUUAUUUUUAAGGGGUACAGGAAUUUUGCCUCUUUUUUUGCCUAUGCUGAAAUAUCACAGUAUGGUAUAAUGGUAUGAUUGAUGUUUGGGCCAGAUAGACGAGGAUCAAAUCCUGGCUCCAGCCUUAUCUGCCGUAUAACAUUGUGUCUACUUAUGUGUGUGUUAGCAGGAGCAGAGUGAAGAGAUUCAGGGACAUUUUAAAUGCAGUGACGGCCUUGAAAGAGAGCAGUAAUGAUGGGAAUGAGGGGAACUGAGACUUAUGACUGAAUUCCAUUUGACAUUAAAGACAACUUGAAUUCAUUGUUUUCUGUGCUAAUGAUUGUGGGGGGAUUUGCUUUCUAAUCAGAUGGAAACAAACUCAUCAGAAUUCCAUUGGGAACGUAAACUCCAAUGUUUAAGUUUAUCUUAACAAAACAAGUUGUUUUGAGAUGUUCUAGAAAAACUAACACCUAGUCCAGUUUCUUGGGUAGUCAUAGCUCCAAAUAGUCCUACUUAAUGGCUGUGGUAUAAUUUAACAGUCACAAAUACCAUAACACAGAGACCAAGAAUGUUAACAGUAACACUGUUUUCAACAUUGAGUAGUCUGUUUUUAGUGAUGGGGAAUGUACAUGUAUGUAAUAUUCCAAAAUCAUCAAAACUGUAUGCUCUUUUAUCUUUUCAUAAAAUAUAGCACAUUUCAGAUUUGUCAAUUUUGCUUGAGGAAGUUAGACAUUAUGCAAUGGUUUUGUGGCCUGUUUUAUGAUGCAUGCGCAAUCAUAUCUCACUUUCAGAAGUUUCAGUGUUGACCGGUAGUCAGCCUCUGAAGUUAAACUCACUGGUUUGAGAAAGAUAUAAACAAGGAUUUCCUCACAGAUUCUAAGGGACAGUGCUUCCCCUGAUUCACAUUUAGAGUUGUCAGCUAUACUAGAAUUCAUUAAAAGCAAAAGCAAGAAGGAAAAACAAAUAGCACCAGUCCCCAGGAAAACUAAGAGUACUUGACUGUAAAAUUGUUUGCAUUACAAUGUCGCAUCAGUGGUUUUCACACGCACAUUUUAUUUACCAAACAACUUAAGUGUAGUUUCAUUUGGCCUUGAUUCAGGGAAAUGCACCUGAAGGAGUAGCUCUUAAUUUCUAAAGAAUCUAAGGUCAGAGUCCAGUUUCUUUGAUAAACAUCUUUCUGUCUCACCUUAAAAUCUCAUGUUCGUUCUUGAGUCUCCUGUGGUUCUGGAGGGAAUAACCAAGGUACUGGUUUCCACUCAUCCUUUUUUCCUGAAAUGCUCUGUUACAGAGAGCAAGGUUCCAGUUUCUCUCUUCAGCUUCCGCUUCCCCUCAGCGCUCACCCUCCGUCUUUUGUCCCUUCAUUCAGACAGCAUUUGUUGAUUUCAUACUAUGUUCCAGGUACCAAGUACUGUGACAUGGUCUAUAUAUUCUCUCUGAUCUCUUUGCCACUCUGUGACUUUGCCCCAGUGACCUUAUACAAUCUAGUCCAGUAAUUUCUAAUAUAUAUUCACAGCCUUCUCUGCAACGAUCAUUACCUCUACUUUCUGCCUUUUUUAGUCCAUCUUUGCAUUUUGACCCAUUGUCACGGUGUCAGCUCUUUCAUCUACAUGAGUGAUUUCCAGUGGUAAUUUUUUUUUUUCCUGUUUUGACCUCUUUUUAAAAGUCCGUUCACAUUCUCUAACUCCAUUCUGACCGUAUCUCCUAGGUAUUUCAUAGAUAAGUGUUAUGAAAAAAAUCUUAGAGCUGAGGACUGCUUAUGUAAAUUUGGUCAUACCACGCACACACAUACACACACAAACACACAGGCACACACAGAUACCUCUAACAAAGUCAUUCUUGGAAAGAUACUUGGAUAUGAAAACAGUAACAACUGUGAAGAGGAUUCCUCUAGUUACAGGAUCUGGAGACAUGAAGUAGUAUUUGGAGGAGGAAAGAAGAUAUUUUGACAAUCUUCCCAGAGAAUUUCCAGACACCUUGAAGAUAAAAGGAGAAAAAUAGUAGGGAUAAACUGAGUGAUAUUAACUUACUUGUCCUCAAGAGACUUGUGACAUCUCAUAUAAAUAUGAGUUGAAUAACCCUGGUGAUAGCUUUGAUCAACUGUAAGACUUAUAAGCCCUUGCUCCCCUGCUCCUCUUAUGAACCUUUUGUUUUUUUAAUCUCAGAUAUUAAUUAAAAAGAAAAUACCCUUCAGUUACUCCUGUCAAACUCUUGAAAUUCGGUCUGCUGGCUGGAGACUCAGAAAUUCUUAUACUUAGAUCAUUUUAUACUAUGAUUCUAAUCUUUUAAAUAAAGAAAUAUCAAAUGAUGAAAACAUUCUAGGAUAUUGAUAAUUUUGAGUUUUUCAUAAUGCUGUUUAAAGAUUAGCUUUCUAAGAGUCCGAUUUUUUUUAACCCUUCAUGAAUAAAGAGA
Odocoileus virginianus texanus is the source of this 3492-nucleotide messenger RNA. The record is from RefSeq and is a predicted model, not a curated record. Lineage: Eukaryota; Metazoa; Chordata; Mammalia; Artiodactyla; Cervidae.